GCUUUACCCCUGGCCUCGCUUUUCCUCCUCCCCCCUUUUAAGUCUCUCUCCCUCUCUCUCAUCGAUCCGUCCCUCCUGCUCCCUCCGACGACGCGCACGGCCUUCGAAGCCGCCGGCUUCUUCUCUUCCGUCGCCGGAGCCGCGUCCUUUCUCUGUCCUCUGCGUCUCCACAUCUUCGAUCUCUCGCCGACGCUCCCGUCCGUCUAUCUCGUGUCCUUGAACCCUCGUCGGAAAUUUGCAGCCGAUUUCCAUUCGAGGCUGACAUAGUUCAGAGAAGCAUCAUGGGCACAAACACACAACAAAAUUCUGUGGAUUCACCCAAAACACCCAAAGCAGAGAUAGACACAAGAGCGCCUUUUGAAUCUGUUAAAGCUGCUGUCAGCCUUUUUGGUGAGGUAGCAUUUACAUCUGACAGAGCUACUGUGAGAAAGCCAAAGCCUCCACCCAUUGAGAGGGCUUUAGCUAAGGAGACACAGCUUCACUUGGCUAAAAAGGAGCUUAACAAGUACAAGGAACAGCUUACUAAUGCUGAAACAACUAGGAUCCAAGCACUUGGUGAGUUAGAGUGGGCUAAAAGAACUGUUGAGGAACUGACCAACAAACUGAAUUCUAUAAAUGAGUUGAAGGAAUUGGCUCUAAAAGCUACUGAAGCUGCAGAGACUCAAACAAAGAAACUUGAAGAUGUGAGCUCUGUUGAAAAUACUCGUCAGGGUGGUGUCUGGGAACAGGAAUUUGACAAUGCAAGGGAGCAGUAUGCAGUUGCCAUCACGGAGCUUGAUGCUGCAAAACAGGAACUUAGAAGGAUCAAGAAGGAUUUUGAGAUAUCAAUGGAGUCAAAGCUCACUGCCAUCGAGCAGGAAGCUGAAGCAAAGCAGCUACAUGAUGGCAACACUGAGAAGGUCGCACAGCUGUCGGAGGAGAUUUCAGCUGCUCAGGAAUCACUUAUGCAUGUGAAGCUUGCCACUGAUCAAGCCCGUCAAGAAGAAUCAAAGAUUCGCAUCGAGAAAGAUGCUGCCAAACAGUCUUACAAACAAGCUCUAGAAGAUGCUGAAAAGAAAUUGGCUUCUUUGAAGAAAGAGUUUGAUCCUGAAGUUCAUAAGAACCUUGAGGCCAAGCUGGCAGAGACAACUGCUAAGAUUGGAGCCGUGCAGAAGGAAAUAGAAGAUGCCCAGACUUCAGAUGUGGAGUUUGUUACAACAGUGACUGCUGAGCUUGAUGGUGCUAAAGAGAUGCUGCAGAAACUUGCUGAAGAAGAGAGUUCGCUCAGGAGUUUGGUCGAGUCCCUGAAGCUUGAGUUAGAAGCUGUAAAGAAAGAGCACACAGAGCUCAAAGAGAAGGAUGCAGAAACUGAAUCUGUUGUCAGUAACCUUCACGUCAAACUUCAGAAAUGCAAAGCUGAGCUUGAGGCAGCCAUAGUUGCAGAAUCCAAGGCAACUUCAGCAUCUGAUGAUCUAGUGUCAGCCCUUCAUCAGCUAUCAUCUGAAUCUCAGAACGCAUUGCAGGAAGCAGAAGAAAUGAAGAAAAGUGCUGAAGAGCUAAGAGGUGAAGCAGAGGCAGCCCGAACCACCUUAGAUGAAGCAGAGAAAAAGUUGCAGGUUGCUUUGAAGGAUGCAGAGGAAGCAAAAGCAGCAGAGGCAAGAGCCCUUGAACUUACCAAGGAACUUUUUGAGAAAGCAAAUGUUGCUCGUGCAUCAACUUCUGAGUCUGGGGCCAACAUAACAAUCUCAAAAGAAGAAUACGAGUCACUGACCCGAAAGGUUGUGGAGUCUGAGAAGCUGACAGAGAUGAAGGUUGCUGCUGCCAUAGCUCAGGUAGAGGCUGUGAGGGCCAGUGAGAAUGAGGCAAUCAAGAAACUUGAGGCAGCUCGGAAGGAGAUGGAGGAUAUGGAGACAGCAACGGAGGAGGCACUGAAGAGGGCUGAAAUGGCCGAGGCUGCUAAGAAAGCUGUUGAAGGAGAGAUGAGGAGGUGGCGGGAGAAGGAACAGAAGAGGGCUGCUGAGACUGCCUCAAGGAUACUGGCUGAGACACAAAUGUCAACAGAAGCAUUGCCGCCAAGACCCAUGGUUCAGAGUGUGAAAACCGCAGAGAAGAAUGAAGAGAAUCGGAAGGUUGUUAGAUCAACGGUUUCAAAAAAGGCACUUCUGCCAAACCUCAGUGGCAUAUUCCAUAGGAAGAAGAGCCAGGUUGAUGGUGGCUCCCCAUCUUAUCUCCCAGGCGAGAAGCCUGUCUGAUCUGAUACUAUCUUUACUAGCUUCUCUUGUUGUAUGAUCUGACGAUGUGUUUUAGGCCUGAGAGCAUGUGCAGGGGUUUUGCUUAUGUAUAGUUCUGAAGGUUUGGCUCUUUGGUUGUUUCUGAACUCUAGUUUCAUGUUCCAGUUUCAAUGUUGCUACACGCAUAUCACUUUUCUGGGUGUUGUCUA
Molecule: messenger RNA, 2419 nt
Organism: Musa acuminata subsp. malaccensis (wild Malaysian banana)
Lineage: Eukaryota; Viridiplantae; Streptophyta; Magnoliopsida; Zingiberales; Musaceae
Product: WEB family protein At5g55860
Biological process (GO): chloroplast accumulation movement; chloroplast avoidance movement
Cellular component (GO): cytosol
Source: RefSeq, a predicted model, not a curated record